AUGGAGAAGAACUGCCCCACAGAGAAGCACGUUACUGAGGUCGAUGCCACAGCACUCAGUCUGUUGCCAGAUGAUGGACGAGAAAACACUGCCACUAACGAAUCAGCACAAGGCAACAAAGGACUCGAUCCUGAUGGUCUGCAAGGUCCAGACGACAACAGCGACGCAGAAUCUGUUGGAGGUCAAAGGAACACCAUGUCAUCGAAGCGACUCAUGAUAGCCAUUCCAGCUCUGUCAGUCUGUCUAUUCGUCUCAUUCGUGGACCAAACUUCCGUAUCAACAGCUACACCUGCCAUAGCAGAUGAUCUCAAUACCGGAACUGCUACUUCUUGGAUUGGAACAUCAUUUCUCAUUGCUUCAACGGCAUUUCAAUUGAUCAAUGGCCGCCUCUCGGACAUCUUUGGGCGAAAGAAUAUGCUACUAAUUUGUCUUUUCCUGAUGGCCUUAGGAGAUCUCGGAUGCGGAUUUGCCCAGACUGCUGCACAGUUAUUCGCCCUUCGAUCAAUAGCAGGUAUUGGAGGUGGUGGCAUCAACAGUCUUGUUAUGAUCAUCGUGAGCGAUAUCACGACGCUUCAAAACCGCGGAAAAUACCAAGGCUGUAUCGGUGCCAUUAUUGCUCUUGCAAAUGGAGUCGGCCCCUUUCUGGGAGGUGCUGUAGUCGAAGGCGCGACUUGGCGAUGGGUCUUCUGGAUGAUACCGAUCAUGACUAUUCCCACAGCUCUUGUCAUUCUCUUCUUGCUGCCCUUAAAACAUUGUUCUGGCAAUUUCGGAGAGAAGAUGAGAAAGAUCGACUAUGGCGGCAUAGUGCUCAACAUCGCAUCCACUCUUCUAAUUCUUGUACCUCUGUCAGGAGGCGGUGUUACCUAUCCGUGGUCAUCUGCCUUUUUCAUCGCUGCUACCGUCAUUGGUGUGAUCUUGGCGAUACUUUUUGUUCUCUAUGAAUGGAAGGCCGUCUCUUUACCUAUCAUGCCACUUCGACUGUAUCGAGCUCCUCACUGUUGGGCGCUUUAUCUUCAAACAGCCAUGAUCGGACUGGUUUAUUACGGAAACUUCUUCUAUCUACCCAUCUACUUCCAGUCAAUUUUGAGAUAUUCGCCGCUAGUGUCUGGAGCUCUGAUCUUACCGGUAGUCAUAACGUCGUCUGUCACAUCAAUUCUGAGUGGUCAGUACAUGGCCAGGGUCGGUAGCUACAUGCAUUGCAUUGCAGCGGGUUUCUUUCUAUGGACUUUAGGGAGCGGGCUCACUCUCAUGUUCGACCGCGACACCGGACUGGCUCGACUCAUCGUUAUUCUCAUCGUCGAGGGUGCUGGCAUUGGACUUACAUUACAACCCACACUUGUUGGAUUGUACGCUAACAGCCGAAGUGAAGAUCGAGCUGUCACGACUGGAUUGCGCAACUUCAUCCGCACAGUCGGAGGGAGUUUUGGUCUCGUCAUCUCUGGUGUGACUUUGUCGAACACACUGAGCUCAGAAUUGAAACGUGCUGGUCUCGCAUCAGACAGCUUGAUUGCUGAACUCACCUCUUCUACAUAUGCUCUUGACAAACUCGACUUGACUGAUUCGUUGAAGGAGAGAGUCCUGGAUGUGUAUAUGCUAGGGGUGCAUCAUAUCUUUAUAUUCUUCACAGCAUGUGCGGCGUCCGGGUUGCUAUUGACCUUUGGGGUUGGCAAUACUACUCUAAAGGCUCCAAAGCAGGUUGACGUCGAAGCGCCUUGUGAUGAGAACAAGAAAGCGACAAUCGAGCUGUCAGGGCAGCAUCCUGACGACAGAGAGCUGAACUUGGAGAGUGGUCGUGUCUCGAAGAAACCGACUGCGUAA
Aureobasidium melanogenum CBS 110374 is the source of this 1818-nucleotide messenger RNA. Its product is annotated as major facilitator superfamily transporter. Gene Ontology annotation, molecular function: transmembrane transporter activity. Bases 1 to 1818 code for a protein of 605 amino acids. NCBI's taxonomy places the organism in Eukaryota, Fungi, Ascomycota, Dothideomycetes, Dothideales, Saccotheciaceae. The record is from RefSeq and is a predicted model, not a curated record. The transcript has 2 exons. Gene Ontology annotation, biological process: transmembrane transport.